AUGGUGAGCAAACAUUUUCUGAUGAUGAAUCGGUGUGUAGCUAAGUAUAACGGUAAAAAGAUUUAUCUAGCGGGAACCGGAACCGACUACAGUGAAUUCCUGGACAAUGCAGGAGAUGACGAGAGGAUGUAUAGCUAUGUCCGAUUCCAGGAUGUGGAUGGAACAACGGGCGCACGAAAAAAAAUGUAUGCUUUCAUAACGUGGAUUGGACCGAGUGUAAGCCCCCUUGCUAAGGCCAGAGUCAGCACGGACAAAGCCUUCGUUAAACAAAUAUUUACCAAUUUUGGCAAGGAAAUCUUAGCUGACGAUGCUAGCGAGUUAGCUGAAGCCAAGGUCUUAAAUAUUCUGUUAAAGGCAGAAGGCGCAGCAUACGGAACUGGAAAAUAGAGGGCGGUGUUUCAAGGCUUAUUUCUCUUUAAAAUGAAACCAUGGAUUUGUCUACAACACAGUGACUGGACAUGCGUGUUUAAAAUUAUGGUUAUUGGUGUUAUGGUUUAUUUGUUUUACAUAUGGUUGAUUUGGUUAUUACAUGUUUUGGUUGAUGGGUUAUUACAUGGUUGAUUUUUAUUACAUGAAUGGUUUAUGUUUACGUUAUGUUUUUUUUUUAUCACAUUGGUUGUUAUUAUUACAUUUAUAGUCUUUAUUACGUUAUGAGUGAUACAAAUGUAUUCAAAACAGCCAAUUAAUAAUUGUUUACACACGACGUGCUGUACACAGACUAUGUUCAGUUUUCAUCCAGCCACAAUAAUCUUGUUAUUUGAAAUGUUAAACUCGUUGCGGAUUUUUUGUACAGAUCUGUAUGAGUUAACACAAUGUACUUCCCUGACAUUUUUUAAAAUUUCAAAGAUUAUGCUAAACAGUCUAACUUAUGUAACUUUGAGCGCAGUUUGCUCAAGACAUAGAUUUGGUUACAGGGGACUUAUACUUUGUGACUUAAUUUUGAGAAAACUGCGCUCAAAGUAUAUUUAGAAUGUUUAUCAGUGUGUAAUUAACGAGACACUCAAAUAACUAGAUCGUUGUAAUCUUUUGAAAACUCAGGUACAAACAUUGUGUACAGCAAUUGUCGUAUGUAAACAAUUUGACUGUUUUUAAAAACAGGAGAGGACAAAGUUGUUUGAACUUUCUGCCAUGCUGACUUGAUCAUGAGAACAUCAGCAAAAUUACUGACAUUACACUACAUAUUUAUUGAACCACUUUUUAAUGUAGUGUGGCGUCCAACAUCAGUCUAGAGUCAAACUCAAGUUCUGACGGCUGCCUGCGUCAUCGGAACACAGAGUGUGGGUUCGACUCCUGCUUGACACUUUCUGUAUGUUUUUAAUUACACAGGGGUAAAUGCAUGGGUCCAUUUAGUUAAAAGACCUUUGGAAUUUUUUUUUUAAUACAAGCAAACUUAAUCUGUUGUGGCUUUAUUUCACAAUAAUAGUAGAAAUGGCUGUUUACAAACUUCCAACCAAACCUGUUAAUGUUUUUAUAUGGAGCUGGUCAACUGAUGUAAUUGUCUUUUGAGGAUGAUUAAAGUUAAUUUAAUUGA
Molecule: messenger RNA, 1531 nt
Organism: Asterias rubens (European starfish)
Lineage: Eukaryota; Metazoa; Echinodermata; Asteroidea; Forcipulatida; Asteriidae
Product: coactosin-like protein
Exons: 4
Coding region: 1-387 (128 amino acids)
Biological process (GO): regulation of actin filament polymerization
Cellular component (GO): actin filament; cortical actin cytoskeleton; plasma membrane
Molecular function (GO): actin filament binding
Source: RefSeq, a predicted model, not a curated record